Phacochoerus africanus (Common warthog) is the source of this 1190-nucleotide messenger RNA. It is a transcript of the gene SLAMF9, whose product is annotated as SLAM family member 9. Gene Ontology annotation, cellular component: external side of plasma membrane. The record is from RefSeq and is a predicted model, not a curated record. The transcript has 4 exons. Gene Ontology annotation, biological process: T cell activation. Lineage: Eukaryota; Metazoa; Chordata; Mammalia; Artiodactyla; Suidae. Bases 153 to 1019 code for a protein of 288 amino acids.
UGAAAUGGAGGAAGUUAGAGCCGCUAGAUAGGGUGAGAAUAAUUUCCCACUCCUCAGGACUGUCAACCAGUCACUCUGUCUCUACCAGCGUCCUGACAGCUUGUCUUCGGGAGCUGCCCAGGCCACACCUCCUGAGGCGCAGGACUGCUGAUAUGGGAGCUCUUCCCUGGCUGCUCCUCCUCUUGCUGUUCCAGGAAGCUGACGGGGACUCUGGAGAUGGUGUGGAGACCGAGGAAGUGGCUGCGGUCCUUCAGGAGUCCAUCAGUCUCCCCCUGGAGAUACCCCUGGAUGAAGAGGUUGAGAGCAUCAUCUGGUCCUCCCACAGAAGGCUCGCCACCGUGGUGCCAGGGAAAGGGGGCCAUCCAGGUACCAUCACAGUGACUGACCCUAAAUACCAGGGCCGAGUGAGCUUGCUGGAGCCCACCUUCUCCCUGCAUAUCAGCAAUCUGAGCUGGGAGGACUCGGGGUCUUACCAAGCUCAAGUCAACCUGAGGACAUCCCAGAUCUUCACCACGCAGCAUUACAAUCUCCGUGUCUACCGACGGCUCUCAGAGCCUCACCUGACUGUGAAAUUUGAGAUCUCUGGGGAAGAAGGUACCUGCACCAUGUCCCUGGCAUGCUCCAUAGAGAAGGCAGGCCUGGACGUGACCUACAGCUGGAUAUCCUGGGAGGAUGGCACUGCCACGGCCCAUGAAGGCUCUGUCCUCAGCACAUCCUGGAGGCCCGGGGACAAGACCCCCUUGUAUACUUGCAGGGCCAGCAACCCCGUCAGCAAUGCCAGUUCCCGUCCCAUCCCUGCUGGGCCCUUCUGUGCAGAUCCAGGCUACCCUUCGGAGGCUUCCACGUCCUUCUGUCUCCUGGCCAAAGGGUUGCUGGUCCUCUUGCUUUUUGUAAUUCUGGCUGUGGGGCUCUGGCUCAUUCGAGUCAAGACCAGAUGCAAGAUGCCAAAAAUGAGGAAGCUCAAGAGAAACAGGAUGAGACUGAGAAAGAAAGGGAAGCCUGACCCCAGCCUGGCCUGAUGGCCCCUUGGGGACCCCUGUCCUGAGGGAUGUUUCUUCCCAGCCCCCGGGGAUCCCUUCCUCUCCUCCCCCAGGCUCUUAUCCUCCAAGGGCGCCCAGGGGUGGGUGUCCCAAGGGCCAUGGUCCCUGAGGGAAGAUUGUCUGGCAAUAAAGUCAGAUUAGGUGACCCCA